AUGUCUAGCGACGAGGCCACGGAAGCGUUGCUGCUCUGCUACUUGGACGGGAACAGACUCAUCUUUAGAUAUCUCCGUCGCAACGCAGGAGCGGAGAACAGCUCUAACUUCGCGACCAUCAGCAAGCCGUACCCGCUCAACUUGAGCAAUUCGCUAUACAGCUUGAUCCCGGGCUACCGGCCUUCGUGGCCCAUGCCGGUCAACUACAAUGACAAUAUAGAGAUCAAGUCUACCGGCGCUCUGACCUGGCAGGACGGCCUCGCCCAGCUGCAAAUGGUUGUCGUUGUCAGCCACGGCCAGCAGAGCAGCGAUGCCUCGAACCCGCGAUACAAGGCCUUUGUGCUGGAGCUCGCCCCGACCCUGGUCCGCCGGCGUCAAGCAGGACGACUUCUCACACAUGUCUGCAAGCAUCCUGACGUCAACGGCCGGCUGUUCGCCACGGUCUCGCCCUUCUUCCAGCCCAUCGAGCAUAAUCUGCUGGUUCCUGACGCCAACGACUCGUAUCGCGAACUCGCUUAUGACGAACGCAAAUGGCCCAGGGCCGACGACCGCUUUGCCGCACUCUGCUGCCGCAAAGACUCCGGUGACCGUGACUUCUCCGUGCCUGCGCGGGGCGGGACCGCGUACUUGACCGGUUACCGCCCGUCCGCCGACUGGUUCGCCUCGCCGGUGUUGAUUCCAAACGGACCACGAAUAGACAACAGGGGCACAGGAAACGUCGGACCGCAGCAGCUCAUCUACCUCGACAACUCGACUACCGUCUUUGCGCUAUAUACCCCGUUCCCAGAUGACAAUAGCGGCCAGAGCUCAUCGAGAGUCAUCACGCUCGGCUUCACCAGCGCCACCGCUAUGGGCAGGCUCACCUCCACCUCGACGGACACGCGGUGGUCCCUCCUCAACAUCACCUCGGGCAGCCACGGCUUCCGGGCGGCUUGUGCCGUCGCCGUCCAGCCACCCGACCCGUCCGCUCCGCCGCUCCUUUACAUCUUCGCCGUCGAUUCCAACGACAACAAUCAGGGCCGGCUCUGGUACAUGACGCUGCCCCUGUGCGGGUACGACUCCAUGUACGGCCACCCGAAGCUAGAGCCGGGAACUACCACCAUCGAGGUGGGCGAUCAGGCCGCCAGCAACAGCCUGGAAUGGGUAGACGACUUUUCUCGGCAGCCCAUAAACGCCGAACCGACGAGGCCGCUCAAGGUCGUCCGCUACGGCAACUCUCUUGGUGUUUUCCACCAAGUCGGUGGUGAGAUUCGAUUGCUCAGACUCGACCUGCAAAAGGAUGGCUCCCUCAUCGAUCCUGCCUUUCCCCAAUUUAAACACAUGUAUCGUCAGUAUACCAAAGUCACGUCUGAGAAUUCGGCUAUGCUGGUAUCUGCUUGCGCCAUGCCCCUAAAGUUUUGCAACCGCUUUGUUUAA
Messenger RNA from Colletotrichum costaricense, 1416 nucleotides. RefSeq lists its product as uncharacterized. The record is from RefSeq and is a predicted model, not a curated record. NCBI's taxonomy places the organism in Eukaryota, Fungi, Ascomycota, Sordariomycetes, Glomerellales, Glomerellaceae. Bases 1 to 1416 code for a protein of 471 amino acids. The transcript has 2 exons.